Parastagonospora nodorum SN15 is the source of this 1536-nucleotide messenger RNA. RefSeq lists its product as hypothetical. NCBI's taxonomy places the organism in Eukaryota, Fungi, Ascomycota, Dothideomycetes, Pleosporales, Phaeosphaeriaceae. The record is from RefSeq and is a predicted model, not a curated record. Bases 1 to 1536 code for a protein of 511 amino acids. The transcript has 3 exons. Gene Ontology annotation, molecular function: transmembrane transporter activity. Gene Ontology annotation, biological process: transmembrane transport.
AUGUCCUCACCGUCCAAAGGCCCGACUGUCCAUGAAGUCCCCGUCUCCUCUUCCUCCUCAUCCACCACACUCUCCGCUGCCUUCGAAGAACGCAUGCUCGAAACCAUCAAAGGCUCCACAUAUCUCGUUGACUGGUAUGGCUCCGGUGAUGCCGGUAACCCACAAAAUCUGCCGCGUUGGCGCAAAUGGCUCAUCACCAUGUCGAUUGCGCUGUACGUGCUCACCACGACGUUUGCGAGCAGUGUGUUCAGCCCUGCUGCGAUGGCGACGAGUAGAGAGUUUGGGGUUAGUUUGGAGGUCAUGGUUGGUGCGGGGACGAGUAUGUUCAUGUUGGGUUUUGCGGUUGGGCCGAUUAUCUUUGGGCCGCUCAGUGAGCACUUUGGUCGCAAAGGUCCAUUGCUGAUUGGGUAUUUGGGCUUCGCUCUCUUGCAACUACCCGUUGCUCGAGCGCAUUCUGUGUCGACGAUCUUCAUCUUUCGCUUCCUGCAGGGCGUGUUUGGAGCGGCGCCGAGUGCAGUGUUGAGUGGCACGCUGGCGGAUAUAUGGACACCGCAGCAGAGAGGGUUUGCCAUGCCUGCUGUUGGGUCAUUUUUGAUGAUUGGUCCAAUCUUAGGCCCAAUAUUCGCUUGGAUGGAGAUGGUAAAUCGCCCUUCCCCAGUAUCUCGUCACGCGCUCAUACGUUCACACAGGAUUGAGUACCUCAUCGCCAUCGCGUCCCUCGCAAAUGCACUCAUCACCUACCCCAUCCUGACCGAAACAUUCGGCCCCGUCCUUCUCACCCGUCGCGCAAAGCGCAUGCGAAGCAUGACCCAGAACUGGGCAUACCACUCCAAAUCCGAACAAAACGCCCUUACCACCCGCGACAUACUCUCGCAAUGUCUCGCCAAGCCCGCGAAAAUGCUCUUCCUCGAACCAAUUCUCUUGCUCAUGUCGCUUUACAUAUCCGUCGUCUUCGGGCUCAUGUACAUUUUCUUCCUCGCCUACCCAACCUCCUUCAUCCUCGAGCGCCACUACUCCCCCACAACCGCCACCCUCCCCCUCCUCGCCAUCCUCCUCGGCUGUAUCCUCGCCUCCCUACUCAUCUCGCUGACAAUUCACACGCGCCUCGCGCCAAACCCCGCCGCCGGGCGCCCUCGCGAAUACCGCAUGCUGCUCAUGGCGCUCGGCGGUCUUUUCCUGCCGCUAGGCAUCUUUGCGUUCGGCCUCACCAGCUCGCCUUCACUCAAUCCUAUCUGGCAGAUCCUCGCGGGCGUCCCGAUUGGAAUGGGCAUUAUCCUGAUCAACAUGCAGGGCCUGAAUUACAUCGUCGAUUGCUAUGGUGUGCAUGCGAAUAGUGCAGUCGCGGCAAACACGUUCCUGCGGAGUGUGUUUGCAGCGGGCAUGCCGCUUUUCGCGACGGGCAUGUACGCGCGACUGGGCGUGGAGACGGCGACGGUUAUUUUGGGGGCGUGUGCAGUGGGGUUGGUGCCGAUUCCGGUGGUGUUCUUUUUGUGGGGCGGAGCGAUUCGCAGGAGGAGUCGGUGGGUGGCGGAAUAG